Molecule: messenger RNA, 1914 nt
Organism: Petromyzon marinus (sea lamprey)
Lineage: Eukaryota; Metazoa; Chordata; Hyperoartia; Petromyzontiformes; Petromyzontidae
Source: RefSeq, a predicted model, not a curated record
AUGGGCAACUUCUUCACUGCUUCCCCUCCCCCCUGCUGCCUCCUCCUCCUUGUCGUCGUCCGGUCGCCUCGCAGUCGCGAGCCACGGUGCUGACGACGCGAGGCUAACGGGCGACGUGAAGUUUCGAGUCCCCUCGGUAACGCUGGCACGCACCACGCGAACAACAUACGAACAACAUACGAACCACAUACGAACAACGCGCAGACAACGCAGACUGACACACGCGCGCACAAAACACACUCGCACGCAGACACCACGCAAACGACACACAAACCAACACGCUAACGCCACGCAAACAACACACAAACAAUACACAAACAACGCGCAGACAACACACACACACAACACGCUGACACACACACACGCACGCACGCGCGCGCACACAUACUCUCAACAGUGAACACUCGGACCCUGACGCUGCGAUGAGCAGAUUCCCGUGGAUGGGGGAGCGGGCCGCUGUUGGGGUCAACGUGUCCGCGGGAAUGAGUGUGGGUCCCGGGGGAGCGAGACCCCCUCGGUGGGGUCAGUGGGACCCCCCAUCGCCGAGACAGAGAGACAGGAUUGAGCGGCUUCGGACGGAGAUGGCGAGACAUCUCCUGGACGUCUGCGAAAACCGCCGGGGCAUCCCCUGUUACAAGGAACUCCAUAGCUCAUCGGAUUCCUCCAGCAGGAACAAAAGAUUCCGAUGAUUCCGAUCUCCUCCGGGUUGCGCGGGGCCAGGGAGCCGGACACGCCGAGUCGGGCCCUGCCGAGGCUGAACGUUUGGUCGAAGCAGUUUCCCGAUCGUCGAUACCGCGCGGAGGAGCCGUCGCCUAGCAGUGGAUCGAGAAUGGGCGCGUAGACAAACGAGGGGCAGGCGAGGGCGACCGUGCGAGCGAUGGACGUGGACCUGUUCCAUCGUUUCACGCAGCUCCUUGCCGAGGUUCGCUCCCUGAGGCUCCACCUCAACCACGAGUGCGCUUCCUCCUCCUCCUCCUCCAGCAGCAGCAGCAAGAGCAGCACCAGCAGGAACAGCAUCAUCAGCAGCAGCAGCAGCACCAGCGUGGGCGAGCCUUGCGCCUCGACCCCACAUGAUUCGGCCGAGCCUCCUGAACUCAUGACACCACCUCCUCGACCACCGACUCCUCCUCAUCAUCGCCACCGCCUCCUCCUCCAUCGCUGCAGGGACAGACCCAGAUGCCUCCACCUGCCCAACAGCCCCCCGCACUCGCGGGAGACUCAACCCAAGGCGACGGUGGACUCGCAGCACGACGAGGUGGCGCAGGACGAUGUUGGCGGUGACGGUGGCGGCGAGCGGCCGGGCGAUCGGGGGUUGACGCUCGGCUCCGCCGGGAGCUCCGAUUCCGACGACUCCACCUUGCGAUUCCGCGGCCCUCUGCCGAGGCUGAGGAUUUGCGAGACUCCCGCGGAGGCGAGCAGCGCCGAAGAGGAGGACGAGGAGGCCGGGGGAGAGGAGACGAUGGGACGAGGGAGCAGUGCCCCCCUGCCGCGGCUCCCCGUAGUCCCCGGAGCGCCGGGGGCGCACGAGAGACACGGGGGCCACGGAGGGGACGAGGGAGGCGUCCGCGUGGUGGUCGGGUCGGCGGAGCUGCACGGCGAGGGCAGUCGAGGGGAGCACGGAGGAGGCAGGGCCCCGAGAUUCGGGGACCGCUGGCGGUGGCCGGGAGAGGGGACGGACGCGAGCUUCGUGUAGCGUGGGGCGCUCGGCGGUCCACUCGGCCGGCCGGCCGGCAUUGCCGCCGCAACGCCAUCCGUUUCGUUCGUUCCGUUGGGGCAGCCGCAGGUCUCCACCUCGCGCCUCUUCGAGCACACCAGGACAGACGCACGCCUCGACAAAGGUGCCACGCGUAGACGACUCCUGGGGCAAGUGCUGUUUGCGAGCACCUAUUAAAUAAGGCUCACAAGGCAGGGGGG